This is a messenger RNA of Cutaneotrichosporon cavernicola, 621 nucleotides long. RefSeq lists its product as uncharacterized. The transcript is spliced from 3 exons. Gene Ontology annotation, molecular function: protein binding. NCBI's taxonomy places the organism in Eukaryota, Fungi, Basidiomycota, Tremellomycetes, Trichosporonales, Trichosporonaceae. The coding region runs from base 1 to 621 and encodes 206 amino acids. The record is from RefSeq and is a predicted model, not a curated record.
AUGGUCCAGACAUCGCAGAAGAACCUCUGGGUCGCUGCGUCAGACGGCGACAUUGAGCGAGUCAGGUCCUUAAUCGCCGCCGGCGCCACCGCAAACGACCGCGACGCCCACUCCUAUACGCCCAUGCACGCCGCCGCGUCGUACGCGCACCUCCAACUCCUUGAGUACCUCGUCUCGGUUGGGGGGAAUGUCAACCUGCCCGACGAUGACGGGGACACGCCCCUGUUUACGUGCGAGUCGGUGGAUGCCGCGCGGUGGCUGGUCGAGCAUGGGGCCGAGGUUGGACACCGGAAUGCGGAGGGUGUUAGUGCUGCCGAGUCGCUCGCGGACGACCAGCCCGCCGUGGCGGCCUACCUCCGGUCACUGACUGGCGACGCUGGCCCGGAAGCCACCGACGAGGGCGUCUCGCAGCAUGCGAUGGACGCGUACGCGUCGCGCCAGACCAACGACCUGCUCGCGCAGACGCAGGCCAUCAUGGCGCAGGCCGAGCGGGACGGGAGUGACCCGGACGCGGCGUUGCGCGAGGUCGUUGGCCGUGCGGUGCGUGAGGGCUUCUCCUUUGGGGCGGGGCAGGGCGGUGGUGAGGAGGAAGGAGGAACCAAGCGAAGCAGGCAGGAGUAG